UAUGCCCGGUUCUAGGUUUACCACUCUCGCGCCAAUUAAGAAACGCAACUCUUGCAUUUUUAUGAAAAGCAGAUCCUCGUUCGUUCCACCCUGGAACAACUUUAACUUUAGUAUUAUUACUUUGUUUAAAACAGCAAUUGGAACAAUGUUUGAGACAUUCAAUAAUCCUAUCAUAAAAGUUACUGAUAUCAUUAAAAUGCGAUUCGUUUUUACAUGAAUGCUCGUUACAAUAUAAAGCAUCGGGGAAGGAGAAUCUACCAAGCAGUGUUUCCGUAAGACUAUGGUACUGAUUAAUGUCGUUUCUGUAAAGGUUUUUCCAAUUAAUCUUUUUAGGAUUCAUAUGAUUCAUAGGCCUAUUAUCAUCAUUUUGACUACUUGUACUAAGACUGUCAAUUAUGAUUCCAGUAUAUUCAAAAGUGAUCGGAAAAUUUUUAUUUUUCUAUAGGUAGUUUUGUUAAAGAUUCUACACUAAGAAAAGUCUAAAUAUUACUCAUAUUUUGAAUAGAAUUAGAUUCUUACAGCAACUAAUCAAAGCACAGCUUUAAAAGCCAGGAUAUACUAUGUACUCGCAUCUACAUUUAUUAAGUGGUGUUUUAUAUUGGCAUAUGUUUGCUUCGUUAUUCACCGUUAAUUUUCAACAAGUCGAGAGUUUAUUUGGUAUACAACUAUUGGUGGCAGUAUUCACACACCUGUGAAAUUACUAUCUACUGACUGCACAACAACACGCCACAUCAAUCCUAUUACCUGAACUGAGAAGGGCCGGAUAGGUCAAAAGGUUUUCAAGCUCUUCUCUCAUUUCAGUGUCAGCUGACAUUUUGACAUAUUAGUAACUGCAAGCUACUCCAGUUAUUCGUGCACAUCGAUACAUUGGUGUUGUUUUAACUGAAUAAAGUCGGAAAAUUGCAAGAAAAAUGCAACUGGAGUUUAUGAUGAGAAUCAUGGUCUACAGUGUUUCAGUGUUUAUCUAUCGUGUAAACUCAUAUACUUGUCAAGACCAGUGGUAUCUGUUUGGUGACAGUUGCUAUAAAAACUUUAAUAAGACCGUUAAUUGGAACGAUGCACUUCAAAGUUGCAGGGAUAAUAAUGCAAGUCUGGUAACGAUAUCAUCAGAACCAGAACAUGAUUUUGUUAGAGAGCUUUGUAAUGCAUCCUCUUUUACGUGGAUUGGAUACAACGAUAUUGAAGAUGAAAACGUAUGGCGGUGGACGAUCGAAGCUGAAAAUUCAACUUAUACGGCCUGGAAAAAUGGGCAACCAAACAACUACCACAAUGUUGCUUAUGGUAGUCAGAAUGCAGAUUGCGCCGUUUCCAGAUGUGGUGUGGAAUCCACAUGGUCGGAUUACAUCUGCGAGUUUGUUGAUUCAUCGACCACUUAUACGUGUGAAAAAGAUGUGCACAUUUCAGAGGAAGGGAAUGAAAGACGAGCAGGUAAACGACGUCCGUGCUUAGUCUUUUCCCGAUGCAUUGGCUGCCCAGAAACUGGGUUGUGAGUUCGUCUGUAAAAUCCAAUGUUUUCACUUCACCGAUUUAAGUUUUACUAGACUGCGUUCCAUGUUCAGCAGAUAUUGUUCCUAUCAAACGUAAUCGCAUGUGAGGCAAAUCAGGGCCUAGAGCAUACACAAUAAGAAUUGGAUCAAUUUGAUUAGAGUAGUUUUCUCUUUUUAGUUGUGUUUAUACUACAAUUAAUAUUCAAAAUGUAAAUAUAAUCAGAAUUCUUACAGGUCGGCAAUUUUACAGUAAAAGGACACGUUAGCGUAGUGUGACAUUUUU
This is a messenger RNA of Anneissia japonica, 1770 nucleotides long. Its product is annotated as C-type lectin-like. Lineage: Eukaryota; Metazoa; Echinodermata; Crinoidea; Comatulida; Comatulidae. The record is from RefSeq and is a predicted model, not a curated record. The transcript has 5 exons. The coding region runs from base 912 to 1490 and encodes 192 amino acids.